Mercurialis annua (annual mercury) is the source of this 1714-nucleotide messenger RNA. Its product is annotated as probable WRKY transcription factor 9. Gene Ontology annotation, biological process: regulation of DNA-templated transcription. Gene Ontology annotation, molecular function: sequence-specific DNA binding; DNA-binding transcription factor activity. The record is from RefSeq and is a predicted model, not a curated record. The transcript is spliced from 5 exons. Bases 113 to 1549 code for a protein of 478 amino acids. Lineage: Eukaryota; Viridiplantae; Streptophyta; Magnoliopsida; Malpighiales; Euphorbiaceae.
ACGAGGGAAUUGACUUUGGUGCCUCAAAAGCAGCAUUCAGAGAUCACUAAAGAUCGUAUAAAAUUAUAAACUACUAAUACCAAGAAAAAAAAAACUUCAGCUUGCUCUCAAAAUGGAAACUAGAUCAGAGGACAAGAAAAUGAAUUUUGAUCUAUCUCUUAAAAUAGAUACUGAAAAUAAACCAGAUCAAGACAUAGAAACAAGAGAACAAGUCCAAGAAAUUCAAGAAAAUGAUCAAGAAGAUGAGAAAAUAGAUCUUCAUGAACAAGAAAUCAUAAAUGAUGAAACAAUUGUAAUUGGUGCAGCUGGUGGAGAAGUUGUUGAUGAUUCUUCUGUAGAAUUAUCUUUGCAAGAUACCACAAAAACACAACAUCAGUUAUGUGCUUUACAAAUGGAGAUGAAUAGGAUGAAAGAGGAAAAUGAAUUGUUGAGGAAAGUAGUAGAACAAACCAUGAAAGAUUACUGUGAUCUUCAGAUGAAAUUUGCAGUUGUUCAACAAAAUACACACAAGGAUCCCCAUGUGUUUCUUUCACUUAAUAUUAAUCAGAAUUCUGUCCAAGAACACAAGACUACUGUUGUUUCAACCAAUCAAAGAGCACAGUCAUCAAUGGAUGAAUUAGGAUUGUCAUUAAGGCUGCAAACUAAUCACUCAGAUCAACAAGAAAAAGAUGAAGAGAAUAAGGAAGCAAAUGGGAAUUAUGAGUCUAAUUUGGUGCAAAAUCAGCUUCAAAAAACUGAUCAUAGUCAUCAAUUUGGUGGUGGAAUCACUAAUCAUGGUGCUUCUGCUUCUUUAGCAAACAGAAAAUCUAGGGUUUCAGUCAGAGCUAGAUGUCAAGGAGCAACAAUGAAUGAUGGUUGCCAAUGGAGAAAAUAUGGGCAGAAAAUUGCCAAAGGCAAUCCUUGCCCUCGGGCCUAUUAUCGAUGCACCGUAGCUCCGGCAUGCCCCGUUCGGAAACAGGUGCAAAGAUGUUUAGAAGACAUGUCAAUUCUUAUUACAACAUAUGAAGGAACACAUAACCAUCCACUUCCUGUUGGUGCAACAGCAAUGGCAUCAACUACAUCAUCAGCUUCUCCUAAUUCAUUCAUGUUACUUGACUCCGCCAAUCCUUCAUCUCAACCAUCACUCCCAUAUCGCGCUGGUGGCGGCGCGUCUCACACGUUUUACCCUCAUUGGUCGCCUUUUCGGGCGGAAAACCCUAAUAAUGAUCCUUCUAAAGGGCUUAUUUUUGAUCUUACAAAUAAUAAUUACACUAAUCCCCAUCAUCAACAUUCUUCAGAAAUCCCGUCGUCGUCGGCUCCGCCGGGAUUUUCUUGGUUGCCAAACAUGAAGUCAUCAUCUAGCCCUAGAGUACUGGUGGAUGAAAAUGUAAGUGCUAUUGCUUCUGAUCCAAAUUUUAGGGUUUCUGUUGUUGCGGCUGCUAUUAAAUCUAUGAUCAAUAAAGAAAUGGGAGAUCAAGGUGGUAGCUCAUCUAGCAACAAUUGGGGUCUUCAUUCUCUCUCUACAAAUGAUAAUUCAAUUAGUAAUUCAUCUUCAAAGAAACUAAAUUAAAUUAAAUAAUUUAUAUGGAAGUUAAAGUAUGUUAUAUUUUUACUUUAAAAUGUACUAGAUUUGGUAAUUAUUUAUCAUAUAUACCCAAUAAAACUCAAAUCCUCUUUGUAAGUGUAAGUAUUUGGAUUGUAUGUAAUUUUAGACGCAAAUUAACUUUUCAGUGCA